Microthlaspi erraticum is the source of this 246-nucleotide messenger RNA. The record is from the annotation of a GenBank genome assembly. Lineage: Eukaryota; Viridiplantae; Streptophyta; Magnoliopsida; Brassicales; Brassicaceae.
AUGAAGAACAGGAACAUCUUCACGGAGAUACAACAUAAGCCCAUGGAUACUUUAACGAAUUUCGGAACGGAAGAAGAAGAUAUCUCCGAGAAGAGAAGCAGAGCGAGUAAGAUUGUAAUCGCAGCCAUUGUAGGAGCUCACGAAGGUGCGCGUUAUGAUUAUGAGCGGAAUAAGCGCGUGGAGGUGGAGAUUCUGCGCGUGAUUCGUGGCGGAGAAAAGGAAGAUGUCGCUAUCUCCAAAAUCUGA